Messenger RNA from Hipposideros armiger (great roundleaf bat), 4930 nucleotides. It is a transcript of the gene SLK, whose product is annotated as STE20 like kinase. Gene Ontology annotation, molecular function: ATP binding; protein serine/threonine kinase activity; protein binding. Gene Ontology annotation, biological process: protein phosphorylation. NCBI's taxonomy places the organism in Eukaryota, Metazoa, Chordata, Mammalia, Chiroptera, Hipposideridae. The record is from RefSeq and is a predicted model, not a curated record. The coding region runs from base 102 to 3824 and encodes 1240 amino acids. The transcript is spliced from 19 exons.
CCGUCGCCCGCCGGGCUCGCGCGGGAGAGGAAGGAGGAGAAACUUUGCCUUUUUAUUGUUGUUUUAGUCCUUAAGUGCCAGGAACUCUGUUGGGUGGAAAAAUGUCCUUCUUCAAUUUCCGUAAGAUCUUCAAGUUGGGGAUCGAGAAGAAGAAGAAGCAGUAUGAGCAUGUGAAGAGGGACUUGAAUCCCGAGGAGUUUUGGGAAAUUAUAGGAGAAUUGGGUGACGGAGCCUUUGGGAAAGUGUACAAGGCCCAGAAUAAAGAGACUAAUGUUUUAGCUGCUGCAAAGGUGAUUGACACCAAAUCUGAAGAAGAACUUGAAGAUUACAUGGUUGAAAUUGAUAUAUUAGCAUCUUGUGAUCACCCAAAUAUAGUCAAACUUUUAGAUGCCUUUUAUUAUGAGAACAAUCUUUGGAUCCUCAUUGAAUUUUGUGCAGGCGGAGCAGUGGAUGCUGUGAUGCUUGAACUUGAGAGACCAUUAACUGAGUCCCAAAUACAAGUAGUUUGUAAACAGACCUUAGAGGCGUUGAACUACUUACAUGAUAAUAAAAUCAUCCACAGAGAUCUAAAGGCUGGCAACAUUCUUUUUACCUUAGAUGGAGAUAUUAAGUUGGCGGAUUUUGGAGUAUCAGCUAAAAACACAAGGACAAUUCAAAGAAGAGAUUCCUUUAUUGGCACACCAUAUUGGAUGGCUCCUGAAGUAGUCAUGUGUGAAACAUCUAAGGACAGACCGUAUGACUACAAAGCUGAUGUUUGGUCCCUGGGUAUCACUUUAAUAGAAAUGGCCGAGAUAGAACCACCACAUCAUGAAUUAAAUCCAAUGCGAGUGUUGCUAAAAAUAGCAAAAUCUGAGCCCCCUACGUUAGCCCAGCCAUCAAAAUGGUCUUCAAAUUUUAAGGACUUCCUAAAGAAAUGCUUGGAAAAAAAUGUGGAUUCCAGGUGGACUACAUCUCAGCUACUGCAGCAUCCCUUUGUUACUGUUGAUUCCAACAAACCAAUCCGAGAGUUGAUUGCAGAGGCAAAGGCUGAAGUAACAGAGGAAGUUGAAGAUGGCAAAGAGGAGGAGGAGGAGGAUGAAACAGAAAAUUCUCUGCCAGUACCUGCAAGUAAGCGUGCCUCGUCUGACCUUAGCCUUACCAGCUCUGAAGAAGAUAAACUUUCACAAAAUGCUUGCAUUUUGGAAUCUGUCUCAGAAAAAACAGAGCGUAAUACUCCUGAAGUUAACAACAGAGUUCUUAAUGAAAAACCCACCACCGAUGAGCCUGAAAAAGCUGUGAAGGGUAUUGCUGAACAUAAUAAUGAUACUCAUUUAGAAGCUAUGGCUGAACUCCAUGAUAGGACAACAGUAAUCAAGGAAAAUGGGAGGGAGGAGAAGAGACCCAAGCUUGAAAGUCUACCUGACACAGAAGACCAAGAAACAGCAGACAUUAAUUCAGUCAAUGAAGGAAAAGAAAAUAAUGUAAUGAUAACUUUAGAAGCAAAUACUGAACAGCAUUUGAAACCUGAAGAAGAAAGGGAUCAGGAAAAGCAACAGAUACUUGAAAAUAAGGUUAUAAAAUCUGAAGAAAUUAAAGAUUCUACUAUUCAAACAAUGGAUUUAGUUUCUCAAGAGACUGGAGAAAAAGAGGCAGAUAUUCAGGUAAUUGACAAUCAAGUUGAGCUUACGAAGGAAGACACCCAAGAGAAUUUGGGAAAAGAUGAGAAAACUCAAAAAGAUGUGAUCAAUGAUAUGAACAAUGUGAUAGGAACAAAUGAGUCAGUAGAUAUUGCUCAGAAGACAGUUGAAAACAAUGCUGAGGAUGUUCAGAGUAAUGAUGGGAAAGAAAUGGUUGAAGUAGGCCAGGAAUUAGCAAGUAAAGCCGUGGAGGGUCCUGAGGUUGGUGGUACUGAGGAAGUUCCUAUUAAAGAAAUAGUUGAAACUGAUGGAAUAGAUAAAAAAUCUGUAGAAGGUAAAGGUGAGGAACAGUUCAUCAACAGCUCCGAGAACGUAGUGGAGACCAGCGAGGAGCCCAGGAUAAAUGAAGUUGGGGACAUCACUGAGUCAAGUGGCGCUGAAGGAAUCGAGGUCAGAAGUGCAGUGAUUGAUUCUGACCGAAAGGCUUUAGGAGGUGAGAUGCGGGAUGCUCAUGAAGUCACUACCCAGACAGACACAGAGCAAAAAGAAAUUCCAUGCGAAGUGCCAAUGAAAACAGAGCCUGAAGUUACUGCUGCUUCACAGCCCAGUGACCCUCAGCUUGUUCCAGUGCCCAGCAUUAAUGUCAACUCUGAAGAUGCAGAAAAUAAAGGGGACAUAGGCGCUUUAUCAAAAACUGAAACUCUGUUGGUACCAGAGUCGGAGAAUCAGAAGGAAAAUGAUACUGAUUCAGGCACUGGUUCCACUGCUGAUAAUAGCAGCAUUGAUUUGAAUUUAUCCAUCUCUAGCUUCCUAAGCAAAACUAAAGACAGUGGAUCAAUAUCUUUACAAGAAACAAGAAGACAAAAGAAAACGUUGAAGAAAACACGCAAAUUUGUUGUUGAUGGUGUAGAAGUGAGUGUAACAACAUCAAAGAUAGUUACAGAUAGUGAUUCCAAAACUGAAGAACUGAGGUUUCUUAGACGUCAGGAACUUCGGGAAUUAAGAUUUCUUCAAAAAGAAGAGCAAAGAGCCCAACAACAGCUCAAUAGCAAACUGCAACAGCAACGAGAACAAAUUUUCCGACGCUUUGAGCAAGAAAUGAUGAGCAAAAAGCGACAAUAUGACCAAGAAAUUGAGAAUCUAGAAAAGCAGCAGAAACAGACUAUUGAACGUCUAGAACAAGAACACACAAAUCGCUUGCGAGAUGAAGCCAAACGUAUUAAAGGAGAACAAGAGAAAGAGUUGUCCAAAUUUCAGAAUAUGUUGAAGAACCGAAAGAAGGAGGUUAUAAAUGAAGUGGAGAAAGCACCCAAAGAGCUGAGAAAAGAGCUCAUGAAACGCAGGAAAGAGGAGCUUGCACAAAGCCAGCAUGCUCAGGAACAAGAGUUUGUUCAGAAGCAACAACAAGAAUUAGAUGGCUCUCUGAAAAAGAUCAUCCAACAGCAAAAGGCAGAGUUAGCCAAUAUUGAAAGAGAAUGCCUGAAUAACAAACAACAGCUCAUGAGAGCUCGAGAAGCCGCAAUUUGGGAGCUUGAAGAACGACACUUACAAGAAAAACACCAGCUACUCAAACAGCAACUUAAAGAUCAGUAUUUCAUGCAAAGACAUCAGCUACUUAAACGUCAUGAGAAGGAAACAGAACAAAUGCAGCGUUACAAUCAACGACUUAUUGAGGAAUUGAAAAACAGACAGACUCAAGAAAGAGCAAGACUGCCUAAGAUUCAGCGCAGUGAAGCCAAGACUCGAAUGGCCAUGUUUAAGAAAAGUUUGAGAAUUAACUCAACGGCCACACCAGAUCAGGACCGUGAAAAAAUUAAACAAUUUGCUGCUCAAGAAGAAAAAAGGCAGAAAAAUGAGAGAAUGGCUCAGCAUCAAAAACAUGAAAACCAAAUGCGGGAUCUCCAGCUGCAGUGUGAAGCCAAUGUCCGAGAGCUGCAUCAACUGCAGAAUGAAAAAUGCCACCUAUUGGUUGAGCAUGAGACUCAGAAACUAAAGGAAUUAGAUGAGGAACACAGCCAGGAAUUAAAGGAAUGGAGAGAGAAAUUGAGACCUAGGAAAAAGACACUGGAAGAAGAAUUUGCCAGGAAAUUGCAGGAACAGGAAGUGUUCUUUAAAAUGACUGGAGAGUCUGAAUGCCUUAACCCAUCAACACAGAGCCGGAUUUCCAAAUUCUAUCCUAUUCCUAGCUUGCAUUCCACUGGAUCAUAACAACAGGAAGCAUUCUGUGCUUGGGUUUGGCUUUUGAAAUAUGUCAUUCUGUUCUCUUCAUCUUCUGCCACAGCCUAUAUUAGAAAGUGCACGAAGACAAUCACCUGCCUCACCUUCUAGGUGUUUUUUUGUUUGUUUGUCUUGUUUGUUUAGCAAAGAUGAAGGGAAAGGAACUAAGACAGAUGCUGGGCCGAGUAGGCAAAGUAGCAUCUUGCAGUAAUUCCCUAAGGUGAUUUUGUGUAUUAAUCUUAAAAACUAUGUGCUUUACACACUGUUCCUGAAAAACUCUUAGAGAUAUAAUGUUUAAAGUUAUUUUUAAAAACCUGUUACAUCACUGAGUAUUAGUAAAUAUCUUUUUACCUGAUCUAAUUUCUCAAUGACACCUAAAUUCUAUUGUUGAAACUCUGCUGUAGAGAGUUGAAAUAAUUUUCUUUUGGUGAAAUAGCUCAUGAAAAAGCUAGGAGUUGCUCAAAAUAUGAUACUGAUUCAGUAAAUAAAUCUAUUUUAUCUUUAAAUAGCAAGAAAUUCUUUUAAAAGAGAAAAAUUAUUUCAAUAAUUUGUCUAAAAUAAUUACCUGUUUAGGCAUGAACUAAUAAUUAAGGGUGCUAGUUUUAUUACAAUAGUGCCUAAAACACUAAAUUUCAAUUGAGUCUAAAAUAGGGUUUUAUUUUUUGACUCAACAGGGACAAAUCACCCUUUGCAUUAAGCAUUAUUGUUUUUUAAAUCUUGCUCCUAUUACCAUUUGAUAGACAUUUUCAUCCUAAAACUUAAUAGGUCAUACAAAGUUGGAAAGAUGGGAAAAAAAAGUUAGCUCUUAGAUGUCUAAAUUGGAAAUGUAAAACUCACCAAAUAAAAAGAAAUACAGAUUUAGCUGUUCCAGCUCAUUUUUUAAAAACAAUACAUGAGCUGAUUAAGUGACUUCCCCCAUCUUAGCAAAUCCUGUUCAUUGAAAACUGUCAGAUGCCUGCUGGCUCUGAGUUAUAUUUAUAAAUGUAUUUUCUGAAAUUGAUCUUAAAAAAGGCAUUUGUUCAGAGUAUUUUUUUUUUUUAGCUGAGCCAUCCUGCCACCUGUUGGCAGCUCAGCGGCUGCUCAGCUUGGGCCAGGAA